Molecule: messenger RNA, 420 nt
Organism: Phytophthora infestans T30-4
Lineage: Eukaryota; Oomycota; Peronosporomycetes; Peronosporales; Peronosporaceae
Exons: 2
Coding region: 1-420 (139 amino acids)
Source: RefSeq, a predicted model, not a curated record
AUGGACCAGGAAGAUGAACUGGACGCGCAUCGAGGCCAAGGCGUAGGGCGGACUCCAGCGAUGGACCUUGUACUCAGUGGACGGCGGGCGAAGGGCUCGGCGAGGGAGGCAAAGGACCGGAACAGAUAUUACAGAUCGAGCCACUCAGCGUCGAACCUGUUACCGUCCGGUGAGUCGGAUACGUGCAAAGAGAAGAACAGAUACUACGAUCAUGGCACAGAGCAGAUGGCACCGGUUGGAAACAGGACCUGGGGCUGCCCGACACUGAAGAAGAGGCCGGAGCAGGAGAGCGACACAGCAAUCAUCAUUUUCACCAAAGACGAGGUGGAGGGAGGGGGGGGGCACGGAGAGCCUCACAUUCCUGACGUACGCGGAAAAGUUGAGUGCCUGAUUUUGGGCAUGUUCAAAAAGUGCAUCUAG